AAAGAAACUCAACAAUUGACCAGUGAUUGUUUUGCUCUUCUAUUGUCAAGAGUGCGCUUUAAAGUAAUUGCAAGAUGUUUUACGAUUUUUUGAAUUAUCAACCUUUGCCUGAACCUUUCGAGGCAACAUCUGAUGGACGAGCGGGAUUCGUGAAUCCAAAGAAUUUGGAGAAUUUUAAAUUUCGGGGCAAGAAAAAAGGCCUAUUGAAACAGGAUGAAUCCGCAAAUAUUAAAUUUGGAACGUCCAUAUUGAAAAAUCACAUUAAUCCUGCAUACAAACAAGCAAUAGAUAAGAUUCGGCCAUUUUACAAGAUUUCGCGCGAUCGCUUUAACAGUGAGCGAUUGGUAGAAGAUCAGGACGACUAUGAAAUAAAUGAUGACAUUAUGGGUCGUCCAACGAACAUCCGAUUGAAUGAAGGCUUCAGCAAGCACGAAGGGUGCAUGGAAAAUUCUAACACCAUUGGAUAUAAUGUUGUGUGUGCUGAUAAUAAGAGAAAAACAUUAAAUAAAGCCGGAUCUUUUUUCAAGGCCGUAUGGAAGCCUGUAAAGAGAUCAGCACAGAAAGUCUGGAAAAGCAUGAAAAAUGGACAAACUGAAUACAUUCAGUUUGAUUAAUGAUCUCUUUCUCUAGAUCAUUUCAAUCAAGUAUCAAUCUGCUUGAUUUGGUUCGAGUUCAUCUCGGGUAAGUGUUUAAUUAGAAUAUUUUCGUAUUUUACACUUAACACUUUUGUUUUUUAUUAUCCAUUUAUAAAUUAAACACCUUGAUAUAAAUGGUGUUUUGGCCAUGGUAACAGGACAACAAAAAACAUGUAUUAACGUGGAGAUAGAUAAGGUGUUCCUUAGAAGAUUGAUAUUUUACAUAUAGACAGACUGGAGUAGGCUUACAAGACAUUAUAUAUAUAUAAAUAUAUUCUUGUUCAAGUAUGGACUAGAAUAUAUUCUGGGAGAAUAGUAGUCUCGUAACAAAGAAAAAGCAACAGGGUAAAUGGGAGUAGAUAUUAAAAUAUUCAGCA
Molecule: messenger RNA, 1012 nt
Organism: Centruroides sculpturatus (bark scorpion)
Lineage: Eukaryota; Metazoa; Arthropoda; Arachnida; Scorpiones; Buthidae
Exons: 4
Coding region: 75-614 (179 amino acids)
Source: RefSeq, a predicted model, not a curated record